AUGACGGUGAGCUACAUGCAGGAAGCGGCCACCGCCAACUCUUUCACCUUUCUCCGGCUACUUUUCCGUUGGCGUGGCAGCGUAUGGAAAAGUGUGGCUUUUGAACUUUUCGUCUGGCUCUUCAUAUACUUCAACUUCAGGUUUUUUUCUGCAUAUGAACGCUUAUAGGAACUAGUGAAAUAAAAAAGAAGAAUUUUUAUUAUCAAGAACAAGUUCAGUUUCACUUUUCUGCAAAUUUUUUAGAUAUUGAUGACUGUAAAAAUUAACGCACAGGGGGAGCUUCAGAUAUUAGAUAGUCUAAAAUUCCAGCACGAUUUACGUCUUCUUCCUGCGGGAUUCGAAAAGUGGGAACAUCUAUGAGCAAGUUGUAAAGCGAUGUCAACAGGUUCUUUGCCAACUUUUUUUCUUACUUCGAGAGUUCAUCCCAUCUAGUUUCCCACAUUUUUUUUUGGCUUAAGGCCUAGCAUCAACAAAAAAAACAUGAGAACGCCGCUGAAGAAUUAUUGGAAGUCAGACUUUUCCGAACGCCGACAAAUGUGGUAAAUCUAGAUGAGGCUAAUUGGUUUUCUGAUCAAAGAUAUGCUUUUUUAUUUUCUUUCACCUCGAGCCUUCUUUAUUUGAGUUCUCUUGAAGAUAGUGCCAGAAGGACGAACUGUGGUGACGUUUGCACUUGGCUUCUAUGUAUCGCACAUCACGAACAGGUAGAAGGAGUGAAAUACCUCUGACGGAGCUUCAGGUGGUGGACCAUCUUCAUGACGAUCCCUUGGCCUGAUACGACGGCCCUCGCCCUUUGCGCCUUUCUUCGCACGAGGAGCAAAAAGCAUGAGGUUCUUUUUUCUUCAUGUCGUCAGGUCUUUUUUGUUUUUCAAGGAAGUCUUUUUGAGUCAAAAGUCGACUUAGGUAGAAGACAAGGCUAUUCGCAAGUCAAUAUUGCGUUACAUGCUCCUAUCUUUUGUCCUCGUUUUUCGGGACGUCAGCGAACGCAUUAUCAAGCGUUUUCCGACCUACAAACACUUGGUCAGUUUCUAAUUAUUCCAAAUCGCAGCUGAAGAUUCAACAGGUCCCAGCUUUGAUGACUGAGGAAGAACGUCUGAAAUUGGAACGAAUUGAAAAGGUUAUUCUUUGCGUUUUUCAUCCUUGCUGAUCGAGUUUUGAGCCGAACUGUUGUUGGCGUCAAAAGCGCACCAACAGUUUUUUCACUUUCUAAGUAGUUGAUCAACAUCAAAUGCUGAUGUUUUUAAACUUUUUUUUUUCACAUACCAGCUGAAGUGACAGUUGAAAAAGUUAUUAGUUUCAGUCGCAUAUUAUGAAAUCACUUCAGUUUGGCGCGUUCGUUAAGUGAAUUUUCGCAUGAUUAUAACUAGAACGAGGAAGGAUUUUAUGAAGAAAUAUUAGCCAAAAACGCGCAAAUGUAGUUAGAGGAAGAGCGUCUUCAGUGAAAUGUCUGAAUUUUCUGGCGAUUGUAAACGUAGGGAAUGAACAGGUGCGAGUUCACUGGAUGCCGAUCGAAUGGAGUCUGUCGUUGCUGCGCCGCUGCCGCGAGCAGGGCUCUAUCGACGAGCAUCACUUCUGCACGGUCACUCGGAAGGUUCUCGACUACCGGCAGAUGCUCCACAAUAUCCUCUCCUUCGACUGGGUCAACGUGCCUCUCGUCUACGUCCAGGUCCGGAUUGACUUUAUCACUUUCCGACGUCUUCAGGUCGUCAACCUCUGUACCAUGUCCUACUUCUUCUUGCAGUUGCUGGCCACACAGCCCAUAUUAGACGAAGUUCAUUUUUUGUUUUCGUUGAAGAAGCAGUUUAAGUUCAGAAACAAAACCAACAAGUUGACAUCGUCCCCGUCUAUUUCAUUAUGGAGUUUAUUGUCUUCAAUGGCUGGCUGAAAACCGCUCAGGUAGGAAUUUGAGCUUUUAUUGGGCUUUUUUUUAUGGACGGAUAGAAAAAUAGGAACAAAUCUGCGAGCCGCGGGUUAAGAGGUAACUUCUUCAGAGAAGAUUCUCUUCUGAAUCAUGAAAUAAAUGAAGAGUUGAUCGUCGGUUUGCGGAAUCGCUUUGGCUAAGAAUGUCUCGUAGAUCAUCUCGUCCCUUUUCGGAUAGUAACGUUAGGAAGUUGAGCGUUCCGACGAUCACUGCUUCUCCAUGUAGGAACAGUACGGCGCCCAGCUCGUCCAAGGCGGAUUAGACGAAAGCGGAAUUGAAGACCGACCACUCGGGAUGUAG
This is a messenger RNA of Caenorhabditis auriculariae, 2218 nucleotides long. The record is from the annotation of a GenBank genome assembly. Lineage: Eukaryota; Metazoa; Nematoda; Chromadorea; Rhabditida; Rhabditidae.